Molecule: messenger RNA, 2972 nt
Organism: Galleria mellonella (greater wax moth)
Lineage: Eukaryota; Metazoa; Arthropoda; Insecta; Lepidoptera; Pyralidae
Gene: Evi5
Product: ecotropic viral integration site 5 ortholog
Exons: 17
Coding region: 269-2776 (835 amino acids)
Source: RefSeq, a predicted model, not a curated record
GAUUGUGAUUGCAUAUUGCCAGCUGGGCGCGGUGGAUGUUAUUUAUUAUUUUUAUACAUUAUAAAUCAAAAUAUUAAAUUCAGUUACUAACCAACUUCUAUAGAACUUUUAUUUUUAUCAUUCAGUGCCUGGACUACAAAAUUUAAUGUUUGAACCAGCGCCAGUGGUGACGUGUACAACAACAUCAGCUUUUGCACUUUUAAUAAAAGAGAGCAGCACGCAGAGAAGAGGGAGUGUCCUAUAUGGCAGAACCUGGGUCACCUGAGUCAUGAAGGUGGAUGCCGAAGCGAGAGACACACCAGCCGGGAUCGUCGGGACCCCAAGAUCAUCGAUCGCUAGUAAUACAGAAUCGGCUAUCUCAUCUCUGGACGACUGCCGCGUGCAAGAUAGUGAUAUAAUAUCGACGCCCGAGCGGGCUCUGCUCGCCAAGCUGGAAGAGGAAAACCGUAGGAUCGAAGCGGACGCGAAAAGCGCCUCGCUGACCAACGUGCACAGCCGCAAGAAUUCAGACACUUCGCAAAUAUCACUCGCCUCCGCAACAAGUUCGAGCCAUGAAGCGGACUCACGUAUCAGUGGCAGCAGUAAUGGUGAGGAAGACUUGUGGACCCUGUGGGGUCGUAUCGUCAGUAACUGGGAGACGGAGUGGAAGCGGCGGAAUCAAUUUGUUAGAGAUCUCGUCCGCCAGGGUGUGCCCCAUCACUUCAGGGGAAUUGUUUGGCAGUUACUGGCCGGGGUCGAUACCUCACCAGAGAAAAAGCUCUACGCCUCUUACAUCAAGGCGAAAUCAGCUUGUGAGAAGGUGAUUCGGCGAGAUAUUGCACGCACGUAUCCUGAGCAUGAUUUUUUUAAAGAAAAAGACGGACUUGGCCAAGAAUCGCUGUUCAAUGUAAUGAAGGCCUAUUCUCUACACGAUAGAGAAGUUGGAUACUGCCAAGGCUCAGGGUUUAUAGUUGGUCUACUUUUAAUGCAGAUGCCCGAAGAAGAAGCCUUCGCUGUUCUAGUUAAGAUAAUGCAACAGCACCGCAUGCGCGACAUGUUCAAACCAAGUAUGGCAGAACUUGGCUUGUGUAUGUUCCAGCUUGAGAAUUUAGUGCAAGAAUUAUUACCAGAUUUGCAUGUACAUUUCCAAUCACAGAGUUUCAGUACUUCAAUAUACGCUAGUAGCUGGUUCUUGACUUUAUUUACUACCACGUUAUCGUUACCUCUCGCUUGCCGCAUCAUGGACGUAUUUUUGUCGGAGGGAAUAGAAAUCGUAUUCAAAGUAGCACUCGCUAUGCUUACACUGGGAAAAAACGACCUACUCUCGCUAGAUAUGGAGAGUAUCCUCAAGUAUAUUCAAAAGGAAUUGCCAGCAAAAGCAGAAGCGGAUCAAGACGCGUUCAUGAAUUUAGCUUAUAGCAUCAAAGUUAAUCCAAAGAAAAUGAAAAAACUUGAAAAGGAAUACACAGUGAUCAAAACCAAGGAACAGGGUGAUAUUGCUGUAUUGAGAUGUCUUCGACAAGAGAAUCGUCUCCUUAAACAGCGAGUGGAACUACUUGAAAAAGAGAGCUCAGCUUUGGCAGAACGAUUGGUUAGAGGGCAGGUCGAUCGUGCAGAGGGGGAAGAAGAAACAUUUGCACUAGCCCGAGAGGUGCAAGCCCUCAGGAGGGCCAAUGUGGAUGCCCAACAACGAUUAGCUGUUGCACAAGACGAAAUACGCUCUCUAGAGAUGACCAUUGCCGAAAAUAACUCGAGGCAGUCGUCAUUAGAAGGCACCGAAGGUGGAAGCAGUGCUAAGGGCGAAGAACUAGCCAGGUGCCUACAAAGGGAACUGGUUAGAGCCCGCCUUCAUGCCGCAGAGCGAGAGGCGGCAGAACGCGAACUCACAGCCAGGAUCGCGGAGCUAGAGAGCGAGAAUAAGAGCUUACGACGGCAACGAGUCGACAAUAAUGUUGCUCAUUUGCAAGAUGAACUCAUCGCUGUCAAACUCCGAGAAGCUGAAGCGAAUCUCUCGUUAAAGGAACUCCGUCAACGCGUCACAGAAUUAUCUGAAGCAUGGCAGAGACAUCUUCAAGAACACAGGCAAGAGGCUCCUCCACCUCCCGUACAAUCCAAUGUAGUGUCCGAUAUCAUGGCAACUCCAAAAAAACUAUUGAGAGCCUGGGAAGGCCGCUCUGCAGACAUGCAAAAAUUGGAUGAAGAACUUAUGACAACCAAAAUGAGGGAAGUGGAAGCACUGACAGAAUUGAAGGAAUUGAGACUUAAGGUAAUGGAACUAGAAACCCAAGUUCAAGUCUCAACAAAUCAACUUAGACGGCAAGACGAGGAGGCCCGGCUACUGCGUGAAAAUCUAGACGCCGCCCUACAACGCGAAAGAGUAUUACAAACGCGCCAGAGGGAGUUCCAGCACAAAUAUACUGAUCUGGAAAGCAAGGCGAAAUAUGAUUCCAUGCAGGCAAAUAUAAAAAAUAUGGAAGACGCGCAGAGAAUAGCUGAACUCGAGACCGAGGUUUCCGAAUAUAAAUUAAAGAACGAAGUAAUGGCAACUGAAGGAGAGCUACGUAACAACAUGGACGAUUCUGACAGAGUACGUGAACUACAGGAACAGGUUGCCGAACUCAAAGCCGAGGUCAUGAGGCUAGAAGCGUGGAGAGCGCGUGCGCUGGGCCACACAGAGCUCAGUCACGCCAUCUCAGUUGAGGAAGAUCUAGAAGAGGAUGACAAAUUAAAACUUACACUACGCCGAGAGUCGUCUGCAUCAUUGGACUUUACAGUUACAUCACGGAAGACUACGUAGCAAAUACCCAUUAAUGGUCAAUGGCGAUCAGUUAUAAUUCGUCUUCUUACUUACAGUACCGUUUUUUAUAUCAGCAUAAAAUGUAAUUAUUAAUAUGGUCAAUUUGUAAGUACAUCAUAUUAUACAGAUUAAGUCACAUUUAUUCUCAUAAAUUUCAGUUUUCUUUUUAUUUUUCAACUACUGCCUGCUUAUGAAA